This is a messenger RNA of Mesorhabditis belari, 2316 nucleotides long. The record is from the annotation of a GenBank genome assembly. NCBI's taxonomy places the organism in Eukaryota, Metazoa, Nematoda, Chromadorea, Rhabditida, Rhabditidae.
AUGGAGUUGAGCCUAUCGAAUGAAUUGACAAGACCAUUUCGGAUACCGCGAAGAAAACAAGACUCAGCACAGGCGACAAAAGAUGAAACGAGCACCAAUGCCUCCCCCCUCACGGCGACGAUCUCGCGACGAUCGGUGAACGAAUUCGAUCAAGCAACGCCGCAUCGCGGAGCACAAAAGAGACACGAUCUUUCACCGACGAAAACACCUCGUCCGGAGAAAUCGUACAAUCAUGUGAAACACCACGAACAGCAAUCAUCGAGACAAAAAAGAGAGCAGAAACCUAUGCGAGCACAACAAAAACAACAACAACAACAACAACAACAACAACAACAACCCGUUCAACAACCACAAAUCGUGCAAAAUCAACAACCGACGACGAGUCACGAUGAGCUUUUUGAUCGGAUAUUUGGCACAAAAGAUCCUCAACCGCCAACCCCUUCCGUAGCCGCUCCUGCUGUUGAAACGAGUGCCGGGGAAAUGAAAUUGACGAGACAACGAUUGAUGGAACAUCGAUAUGAUGAUAGAGCGUGCAGAGAUUUUCUUCGUCGCGACGGCCUAAUGGAAAGGAUUUUGGGGCACAAAAUGUUGACAGGAAAAGUGGACAGCCAUGAGAGAAUGGGAUAUGUCAGAAUGGAGGCCGGAGAUCGACCCGAAAGAGCUUUCGAAAUCGAUGACACUCUACAGGGUGGAUCGGCCGGUUUGGGCUCAAUGGCACCGCCACCGCCGGCACCCGUUUUACUGCAAGGACGAGAUGGACCGAAAACGCCACCAGAGUUCGGUGUGAGACGUCGUGGCCCGAAAACGCCGCCUGGCAGCCCGAGUCCAUCGAUGAGUCCACCACCAAUGAUGAGAAAAACGAGAAAUAAAGAAAAACGUCGAGAAAUCCAUCGUGCAGUCACUCCACCGCCACCCGUACCUCAACCAUCGAACUAUGCGAAUGCAGCUGAUCCGAAUUUAAUCCUCCAGACAAUGAUGAUGGCCACUGGUGCGCAUAUCUCGAUUGAUGAGGAUAUGAAGAGAGCGCUCACUGGAAUGACACCGGAAUCUUUCAUGGAAACGAUCAAGAAAGCGAUCAAAGAUGGCCAAAAUCCGCAAGAACAACAGAGCUUGGGUCCAACGCCGCAGAAACGAGCGAAAUGUGAGGAAAUCUCGUACGGGACCGAGUCCGUCUCGAUGGAAUUGGCCUCGUCCGUUUCGAGCACCUCUCCGCCACCGCCACCCCCACCAUUACCAAAGUCACCGAUUCUUACGGCUCCUCCACCUCCUCCGCAACUUCAUAUGCAUCCGUUGAUGAACAACGAGAAAACGGUGAUUGGUGGAGGAAUCUGUUUACCAACAAUGGCGAAUACGAUGAUGAACAAUGUACCCCCACCGGCAUUCCCUCAUUCGAUUCCGCAUCAUCAUCAUCACCCUCCUCCACCCCAUGUACAUCCCACCGCUCUCCACAAAAUCCCUCCCCACUCCUCUCUUCCACCACCACCUCAUCCCUCUUCACUUAUGAUGCCACCACCGAUUCUCCAACAACAACAACAACAACCAACUAGCUCCAAUCAAGUCUUUCAACAGGCGCCGAUGAAUCUCUCGAUUCCGCCGCCACAAAUCCCACACAAACCACCGCCGAUGAUGCCCCCGAUGCCGCCGAGUGGACGCGAUGCACAGCACUCCUCCUUGCCGCCUAUGGUCGGUGGAUCUCCGCUAAUCAUCGCUCCACCCCCACCCCCGCCACCGUCAAUUCCUCAAUCAUCAAUGGUGGCUCUAAUGAGUGCUCCACCACCACCACUCCUUCAACCCCCGCCCGGUCCACCGCCACCGCCAUCUGCACAAUACGCUGUGCCACCACCGCCGAUGAUGAUGCCGAAGACUUCAAUCGAUGCACCUCCAAUGCCACAAUUCACCAAUCAACAGCAACCAGUGACCCCGAAAAGCGAACCGCCGAAGCUAAAGGUGACAAUUUUCGAGGAAGGUCAAUACCCGAGCGGAUCGUCGACUCCGAGCAAUCGAGAACGGGCAACGAAUGGACCUGGCACUCCAAUGCCUCCAAGACCGCCGAAUGUACGCAAUGUGCAAGCGACUUUGUUCAGCGCUUUGGGAUUAUCGAAUCAAUCACAAAAAGAACAGAUCACUCCAAAGUCGUCGAUUGUGCCUCAAAAACAGCAAAAACGAGCUCAAAAUCAGCAAAAACCAUUUAAAACGCAAGAAAACGCGAAAAACGACGGGAAAAUUGAGGGUUCAUCAGCGAAUUUCGCACAAAAUUCUCAAUCCACACUACCGCAAACGCUAGCCGAAUCGUUUAAGGCGAGAGGAAGGGAUUGG